Molecule: messenger RNA, 618 nt
Organism: Paraglomus brasilianum
Lineage: Eukaryota; Fungi; Glomeromycota; Glomeromycetes; Paraglomerales; Paraglomeraceae
Source: the annotation of a GenBank genome assembly
AUGGCUGCCAACUUGGAUUACGUUCAAACAGUUAAAUCUAGGUUGGUACAGCUGAACGAGUCACAGGCAACGUUUCUGGAUAAAUUUGGGAGUGCAGACAAUAAUUUCACUUGGCCAGACUACUUGUCAAGCUUAACCAUUCUUCUCUCCAAGCACAUAAAUUUAUCUAAUACACUAAUUGAUUCCAAUUUGCGCAAACUCACACUAUAUCCUAAAGAAGCUCUGCCACCUGAAUCAGAACACAUUCUCGCCACACUUCUCCGUACGAAGCAGAUACCCGAAGUAUCUAAUCUCGAACAGGAUAUUCUUUCUUCGAUAACCGUUCAAGAAGGCCUCGAGUCGCAGGAGGCUGAGGCUAAUUUAGACAAGGAAGAUGAGGAACGAUGGGAUGCAUUGCUUAAAGAAUGGGUAAAGAGGUAUGAGGUUCAUGACAGAGUGUGCACAGAGGCAGGGAGGAUAUGUGAGGAUAUGCUCGGUGCUAGAGAGAGUACGAGGAGAUUGGAGGGGAUAGGAGAUGAUAAGACUGAGGAAGAGAAGGAUGACAUUACAUUGGAGGAUGUGCUUAGUUUUAUAUCCAGUGGAGUACAGAAUGGCAAGGGACCUACCAUUAUUCGGUGA